AUGUUCCAUACCUCCAAGUCUGUUCGAAUGAUGGAUACCCUUACCGGUCUCUUGUCUUUAUCCAAUCUGCCUCAUAGCUGGGAAGGUGAUGUUCGCAAUCCACUGUUUACAUUCUCGUUGGUGGGAGAAACCUAUGGAUUCUACCUCAAUAAUGUUGUGCAAAACGUGGAGGUUCUGCUGUUCCUGAUAGCCACUGGCCUGGUCGGAGGUGCCGUUGCCCGUGUGCUGUAUCAAGCAGUGAUUCUACCCAAACGGCAGGACACCAGCAUGGCCUAUCUAUUGGGAUACGGCGUCAUUAUCCCCUUUUGGAUUCUAUCCCCCAUGUACAUCAUCCAGACACUGCGCAUUACCAACAAGGUAUUCCGUUUUUGCAUGGGGACCGUGCCGACGUUGGGCAUUUUCCGGACCAUGGAGGUGAUUCAUGGGUUCUGUCCCGGUCAUCUCACGGAAUCCAUGAGAACAUUUGCUCUCUACUAUUCGUGUCCGUUUCUUGCCCUCUACGACCACAAGAAGCAACAAUUUGUCAAGGCAACCCUCGGGGCGGUCCUUCAGAGGCUGAUGUGGUACAUACAAGGGAUGAUACUAACUGGGACAGUUCAUUCACUUUAUGAGUUGUUCCCUGACAUUUUCCCCCAGUUCGGGACGGGCAACGAGUUUGACAAGCAGGCUUGGUAUAGCUGGCAGGAGAUCUUUCGGUGGCAACGAUUGUGGGAAAACUUGUGCUUUACAGUAUUCUUUUCAAUCUACUUGUCCACCUGCGCCUUUGGGCUACAAGUUUUUGUCAUGCUGUUCACGGGAAUCCAGAUAGAAGAGAUGUGGGUGGACCCUGUGUCCAAAUCCGUUUCUUUUUCCGAGUUUUGGGCACGCCGAUGGAACCUUUCGGUGCACACAACCUUGAAACGUGGUGUCUUCAAACCGGUCCGUCGAUUCUUCCCAAAAUAUGUAGCAUUGGCGUCGACCUUCUUGGCAUCCGGUCUCUUUCAUGAAUGGAUAGUCUGGUUGACCUUUGCUCCCGUGUUUGAAUCAAUCUCUGACGCAAGAAACAAAGAUUCGUGUCCCAAUGCAAGCUGCUUCCAACCUACGUAUGGCCCCGCAAUUGUAUUCUUUCUGUUUCAGGCAAUGCUGAUUGCCCUCGAGUUUCUAGUCGGAAGUCAUCUAAAGGGAUUUACCGAUGCGAUUCCUACCCCACUUGCCACUUUGCUGGUGGUUUGUAUUGGUGGCUCUAUGGCGCACUGGUUCUCUGAUGGCUAUGUCCAUUCGAGCUUUUUCCUGGAUGCGCAAGUUGCAUACAUUGGGAUCAAAGGAAUGAACGAUUGA
This is a messenger RNA of Seminavis robusta, 1317 nucleotides long. NCBI's taxonomy places the organism in Eukaryota, Bacillariophyta, Bacillariophyceae, Naviculales, Naviculaceae. The record is from the annotation of a GenBank genome assembly.